AUGCAUAUCAGCACACCUAGAGUCAUUGCUUGUCUUUUUCAACUCUCGUUUUUUUAUACACAGCACUCUGCCGCGACCGAAGAUAAAACCGAGAAGAAACUUAAGCCAUGCACUAUCUAUUCACCGAACACCGGGGCAUACUUCGACCUCAAUACAAUUACCUUGUCUCCACCAGAGACCAAAGAUGGGAAGAAGGUUCGACUCGAUGAUAGGGAGGAUAGUUGGCACGCUAGGGGAUAUGAUUAUGGUGCCAACUUCACAAUCAAUUUCUGCGCACCGGUAAUUGAAAAAUUACAGGAUGUGGUGGGCGUGGAAAAAGAAAGAUGGCAGAAUGUUAGCGCCUUUUAUAAGUUGGAUGGCAAGACAUAUUCAAUUGGGCAACAAGCCACGGAUUUGGUAUUUCGUGGUCGCAAACUCGUCUUGAACUACACAGACGGUUCUCCAUGCCCAGCAACGCCAAAAUCGAAACCAGAGCGAGCCCUAAUUUCCAGAAAUCCUCGAGAACGGAGCCAAGAUGACGAUGAGGAUAACGAAGAUGAUGAUAAAAAGGGUGAUGAGAAGAAAGGCUCUGAAUCGGAAAGAAAAAAAUCGACUAUCAUGUCCUUUCUUUGCGAUCGAGAUCUUGUCUCCCCUGCAGUUGCUGCGUCUUACGUUGGGACAAUUGACUCUUGUACCUAUUUCUUUGAAAUUCGAAGCGCAGUCGCCUGCGGCGGGGUGGCUACGAACACGGACGGCGGAGUCGGUCCCGCAGGCGUUUUUGGCAUCAUAGCCGGAAUUGCUAUUGCUGCCUAUCUUAUUGGUGGUUGCGCGUAUCAACGCACAGUUAUGCACCAAAGAGGAUGGAGGCAAUGUCCCAAUUUUGCGAUGUGGAACGGAAUGCUUGGGUUUGUGAAAGAUAUGGCCAUAAUUUUAUUCUCGUCUGUUCUGGGCUGUUUUAAAUCUAGCGGAGGGUACACGCGUUUACCCCUCGGACAAGAUAACGGCAAUUCUCACCGCCGAGGACUUGUCGGUGCGAUUGGCGGGAGAGGCCCUUCAAAUUCAAAUACUGUCCGCGGGAGAAGACACGACGUUGACGAGGAAAACAGACUAAUUGAUCAGCUAGACGAAGAAUGGGAAGACUAA
Messenger RNA from Ophidiomyces ophidiicola, 1122 nucleotides. It is a transcript of the gene MRL1, whose product is annotated as Cation-independent mannose-6-phosphate receptor CI-MPR. Gene Ontology annotation, biological process: vacuolar transport. Bases 1 to 1122 code for a protein of 373 amino acids. Lineage: Eukaryota; Fungi; Ascomycota; Eurotiomycetes; Onygenales; Onygenaceae. The transcript is spliced from 4 exons. The record is from RefSeq and is a predicted model, not a curated record.